Molecule: messenger RNA, 225 nt
Organism: Aspergillus niger
Lineage: Eukaryota; Fungi; Ascomycota; Eurotiomycetes; Eurotiales; Aspergillaceae
Exons: 3
Coding region: 1-225 (74 amino acids)
Source: RefSeq, a predicted model, not a curated record
AUGGGAAGCUCUGGAAGGGAUUUGAAGAUAAUCCGGUCGGACUUCUUCUUUGGCACGGGGAGUGGGAAAAUCCCCGUUGAUAUGGCGAAAGACAGCGGUGACCGAAGAAAGCAAAAUUGCGAUAAAUGGACACCGGAGGGAGGAUCUGGCGACAGUCUCCGGGAGACAGCAGAGACCGAAAGAGAGGAUGAAGCUCGACGAAUCGGGGGGGAAGCUGAGGUUUAG